Cladocopium goreaui is the source of this 339-nucleotide messenger RNA. The record is from the annotation of a GenBank genome assembly. NCBI's taxonomy places the organism in Eukaryota, Dinophyceae, Suessiales, Symbiodiniaceae.
AUGCUCGCCGUGGCGUGCAAGCCUGGAGAUUUCCUGGUGCUUGAUGGGAUGGAGGUGGCCUUCCUACGUUUGGACCGUCGUGGCUCGGGUCGACUGGGAGCACAAGAGCUGCGGAUGGGUUUGCUGAUAGGUGCUGCCGUGGACUUUCCGGCCAUCACUGGACUCACGGCCGAGGCCUUGUUUUCAGCGAUUGACUGGCGCUCCGCAGGCUUCAUUACCGCAGCAGAUCUGGCGGCUUGUCGCCCGGACAUUUGGCGAGAAUUUGGUGCUGCAGCGCUGGAAGUGGACGAAAAGGUCAGAGCCCUGCCAUGGCUUGCACUGGGCGGUCCGCGCAAGGCC